Messenger RNA from Neofelis nebulosa (Clouded leopard), 1309 nucleotides. RefSeq names its product olfactory receptor 8B12-like. Gene Ontology annotation, biological process: sensory perception of smell; G protein-coupled receptor signaling pathway. Gene Ontology annotation, cellular component: membrane. Lineage: Eukaryota; Metazoa; Chordata; Mammalia; Carnivora; Felidae. Gene Ontology annotation, molecular function: olfactory receptor activity; G protein-coupled receptor activity; odorant binding. The transcript has 2 exons. Bases 92 to 1024 code for a protein of 310 amino acids. The record is from RefSeq and is a predicted model, not a curated record.
GGACAAUUGUGGACAAGAAACAGUAGAGUAUAGCAUUACAGCUCUAAACUGAAGGAAGAUUGUCCUUGCUCCACUCAUCCCCAAGAGGAAAAUGGCAGCUAAGAACUCUUCUGUGACAGAGUUUAUCCUUACAGGUUUAACAGACCAGCUGGAACUCCAUAUCCCUCUCUUCUUCCUGUUUCUAGGUUUCUACCUGGUCACUGUGCUGGGAAACCUGGCCUUGAUAGCCCUGAUUUGGUUGAAUUCUUGCCUACACACCCCCAUGUACUUUUUCCUCUUCAACCUCUCCUUAAUAGAUUUCUGCUACUCCACUACCAUCACCCCCAAAAUGCUGAAGAGUUUUGUCUCAAAGAAGAACAUCAUCUUGCAUGCAGAGUGUAUGACUCAACUCUUUUUCUUCUGCUUCUUUGUCAUUUCUGAGUCCUUCCUCCUGUCAGUGAUGGCAUAUGACCGCUAUGUGGCCAUCUGUAAACCAUUGGUGUACAUGGUCACCAUGUCUCCUCAGGUCUGUCUAUUCCUUUUGUUGGGUGUCUACGUGAUGGGGCUUUCAGGGGCGAUGGUCCAUAUGGGAAGCAUAGCAAGUCUGACCUUCUGUGCUGACAACCUUCUCAAUCAUUUCAUGUGUGACAUCCUUCCUCUCCUCGAGCUGUCCUGCAACAGCACUUAUGUAAAUGAACUGGUGGUCUUCCUCCUUGUGGCCAUUGACAUUGGAAUGCCCAUUAUCACCAUCUUCACCUCUUAUGCUCUGAUUCUGUCCAGCAUUCUGCACAUUCACUCCACUGAGGGCAGGUCCAAAGCUUUCAGUACAUGUAGCUCUCAUAUAAUUGUGGUUUCUCUUUUCUUUGGUUCCGGGGCUUUCAUGUAUCUCAAACCACCUUCUAUUUUGUCCCUUGACCAAGGGAAAGUGUCCUCUAUGUUCUAUACCAUUGUGGUGCCCAUGUUAAACCCACUGAUCUACAGUUUGAGGAACAAGGAUGUCAAAGUUUCCCUGAGGAAAACCUUGGAAAGAAAAAUAUCUUCUUGAAAAAGUAGCAUUUGAAGAAGAUACAAUGCUUUGUUUAUUGGUGUGUGUGUUUUCCAAGAAAGAUCCAAGUUCUAGUUUUUUCUCUUCUGUAAAAAAGAGAAUUUUAAGUCUACGUUUCAUGGAUGUUGACUACAUAUCUAUUUUCUGUAUCCCGUGACCCAUCUCGACUAUUCCACGAUUCUUUUAUGCAUUUUUUCUACAAUCAUAAAUCAUUUAAUCUGAAAUGGGGCUUAUAAACCAUUUUAUCUGAGCUUAUUUAACAGGCAUUGGAGACUUAGACAUUUU